AUGAGCAAAGCGUUAAGCAGAGCUCAGUUGGACGAGUUGAUGAAAAUCGUCACGAAGCUUUAUCCAGCAAGUUAUGCUGAUGGAAGUUGGGACAAUACCGGGCUUUUGAUCGAUUGUUCUACAACGGAAACUUUAGUUGUCAAACCAAAAGCACUUUUGACCGUUGAUCUUACGUCUGCAGUGGCUCAAGAAGCCAUCGACAAGAAUUGCAAUGUGAUUCUAGCCUACCACCCUUUCAUUUUUCCUAGUUGGAAGAAACUGAGUCCCACGUCUAAUCCACAGCACGGUUCUGCCAUUAAAUUGAUUCAACAUGGAAUAAGUGUGUACUGUCCUCACACGGCUGUUGAUGCUGCGAAAAAGGGUGUCAACGACUGGCUUGUCGGAAGUUUAGGUUCUGGCCGUGGCAUUGUUGCCGCUGCACGGAGUAUUGAGUCCGUUGAACCGGUAGGCGACGACCAGAAAUCGGAGGUUGGAUACGGCCGCGUCGUGACUUUGAACAGAAGCCUGCCACUAUCUCAAAUUAUCACCAAUGUCAAGAGAACUUUGAACAUCGAUCAUUUGCAAGUUGCUUCCAAGUUUGACGACUUGAACUUGCACGAAAUUAAGAAAAUCGCACUCUGCGCAGGUAGCGGAUCUGGUGUGUUCCGGAACUUAAAAGAAGAAGUCGACCUGUACUACACUGGUGAACUGUCCCACCACGAGAUCCUAAAAUACAAAGAAAUGGGGAAGGCCGUCAUAGUGUGCAAUCAUUCUAACACUGAACGGCAAUUUCUCGUGGAUGUGAUGAGCAAGAAGUUAACUGAAUUUGGCAUUGACGUGGUAGUAAGCGAAAACGACUGCGAUCCACUGCGCGUUGUUUGA
Messenger RNA from Lachancea mirantina, 861 nucleotides. NCBI's taxonomy places the organism in Eukaryota, Fungi, Ascomycota, Saccharomycetes, Saccharomycetales, Saccharomycetaceae. The record is from the annotation of a GenBank genome assembly.